AUAAAAAUUAAAUUAAAUUUUAUUUAAAUAUUAUUAAAAAAAUUGAGGGAAAGGACGGUUGUGAAAGUUCCGCCUCACCAACAAACAAUUUUUUCCGUGUCGUCACUCGCUCCCUCUACUUCGUUUUCGACUCGCUGUCUAUAGCUUUGUUCACAUUUCCUCUGCUGUGUUCUGAUCAAAGAGAGAGCUAUUGAAUCAACAAUGGAGAGUGAUGAUGGUGAAGUAGUGAGCAACAAGCAGGUGAUUUUCAAGGAUUACGUGCCUGGUAUUCUUCAAGAAUCAGACAUGUAUAUCACCAAUUCUACUAUCAAACUCAAGGUCCCAUCUGAUACAAAGGCAGUUCUUGUCAAGAAUCUCUACUUGUCUUGCGAUCCCUACAUGAGAAUCCGGAUGAGAAGUUUACAGGGCUCGUAUUUCGCGCCCUUCAAUCCUGGUUCGCCUAUAACUGGGCGAGGAGUUGCCAAAGUUGUCGAUUCAAGUCAUCCAGACUUCAAGAAAGGUGACUUAGUGUAUGGAAUGACUGGAUGGGAAGAGUACAGUCUCAUUGCAGCAACAGAGAGUCUAUUUAAAAUUCAUGACAAAGAUGUUCCCCUUUCUUAUUAUCUUGGAAUUCUUGGUAUGCCUGGUUUGACUGCGUAUGCUGGUUUUUAUGAGAUAUGCUCUCCUAAGAAAGGAGAGUAUGUCUUCGUUUCGGCAGCUUCUGGUGCUGUAGGACAACUUGUUGGGCAGUUCGCAAAAUUGUUAGGUUGCUAUGUUGUUGGAAGUGCUGGAAGCAAAGACAAGGUUGAUCUACUGAAGAAUAAGUUUGGGUUUGAUGAUGCCUUCAACUAUAAGGAAGAGCCAGACUUGAAUGCAGCUUUGAGAAGGUACUUUCCUGAAGGAAUAGAUAUAUACUUCGAAAACGUUGGAGGAAAGAUGCUUGAUGCAGUGCUACUCAACAUGAGGGUCCAUGGACGGAUUUCUGUUUGUGGAAUGAUCUCACAAUACAACCUUGAGCAGCCUGAAGGUGUGCACAACUUGAUGCUUCUUGUCAUGAAACGAAUUCGUAUGGAAGGAUUCAUGGUUGCUGAUUAUACUCACCUGUACUCAAAAUAUCUGGAAAUGGUCUUGCCUUUAAUCAAAGAAGAGAAAAUUGUUUAUGUUGAAGACACAGCACAAGGCAUUGAGAGUGGCCCAUCAGCUCUAAUUGGUCUCUUCGCUGGCCGGAAUAUUGGGAAACAGGUGGUUGCAGUUGCUUCUGAAUGAUUUACUUCGUGGGUAAUACUUCUAAUAAACCCAGGAUAAGUUGCUGAGCUUUUGAGGAUGUAUUGCAUGAUUAUGGUUACUUUGUUAAAUGAAGGCUAUAAAUUUCAGAACAAGCAUGUGUUAUAAUAUAUCUUUCAUUUUAACAGCUUCUGGUGCAAGUAACCAGCAUGUUGUGUUUGUGCAGUGUGUGAAAUGCUCCUCAAGAAUUAUAUGCUUGAGGAUGAACAGUAUUAAGUUUAAAUAAAAAAAUAAAUUUAGAAAUUA
Messenger RNA from Manihot esculenta (cassava), 1509 nucleotides. RefSeq names its product 2-alkenal reductase (NADP(+)-dependent). Gene Ontology annotation, molecular function: 2-alkenal reductase [NAD(P)H] activity. The transcript is spliced from 5 exons. Bases 202 to 1245 code for a protein of 347 amino acids. Lineage: Eukaryota; Viridiplantae; Streptophyta; Magnoliopsida; Malpighiales; Euphorbiaceae. The record is from RefSeq and is a predicted model, not a curated record.